Molecule: messenger RNA, 1581 nt
Organism: Megalops cyprinoides (Indo-Pacific tarpon)
Lineage: Eukaryota; Metazoa; Chordata; Actinopteri; Elopiformes; Megalopidae
Gene: noazfp
Product: zinc finger protein 330
Exons: 10
Coding region: 113-1084 (323 amino acids)
Cellular component (GO): nucleus
Molecular function (GO): zinc ion binding
Source: RefSeq, a predicted model, not a curated record
CGGAACGUGUUUAAAUCGGACCGGACAUCUAUAACGCGAUUCACUUCGUUGAUGAUCUCAGCUUGCCGGGAGUAGACUCUCUGUGCCGAAGGGCUUUGUGCAGCAUUGAGAGAUGCCCAAAAAGAAGACAGGAGCUCGCAAGAAAGCGGAAAACCGCAAGGAGAGAGAGAAGCAGAGUCGUGCCAACAGGGAACAUGUGGAUGUCGCAAAGCACCCUUGCAAUGCUGCCAUGGAAUGUGACAAGUGCCUAAGACGCCAGAAGAACAGAGCCUUCUGCUACUUCUGUGCUGCUGUGCAGAAGCUACCCAUGUGUGCACAAUGUGGAAAAACAAAGUGUAUGAAGGCUUCUGACUGCGUGAUUAAGCACCCUGGGGUCCAUAGCACUGGUCUGGCCAUGGUGGGGGCGGUAUGUGACUUUUGUGAAGCCUGGGUCUGCCAUGGGAGGAAGUGCCUGAGCACCCACGCCUGCACAUGCCCUCUUUCAGAUGCAGACUGCAUUGAGUGUGAAAGGAGUGUCUGGGAGCAUGGGGGACGGAUAUUCCGCUGCUCUUUCUGUCACAACUUUUUGUGUGAGGACGAUCAGUUUGAGCAUCAAGCUAGCUGUCAGGUUUUGGAGGCGGAGACGUUCAAAUGCAUCUCCUGCAACCGCCUAGGACAACACUCUUGUCUCCGCUGCAAGGCAUGCUUUUGUGAUGACCACACUCGAAGUAAAGUCUUCAAACAGGAAAAGGGCAAAGCGCCUCCCUGCCCAAAAUGUGGCCAUGAAACCCAGGAAACCAAAGACCUCAGCAUGUCCACCCGCUCUGUGAAGUUCGGCCGUCAGAGCGGCGCAGACGAGGGUGAUGGAGCCUCUGGGUACCACUCCUACUGGAAGAGCAUCGCGUCCGGAGGAGGCGGGGAGCAGGAAGACGAAUAUGGAGAUGAAGAGGACGACGAGGAUGAGGAGGAGGAGGAGGAGGAGGAGGAGGAGGAAGACGAGGAGGAGGAUGAAGAAGAGGACGUAGACACCGAGGUGGCUGGGUCCAUCUCUGAUCUCAGUCUGGGGAGGACCGCAGCCACUGGUCACUCUCCCUGUGGAGAAUAAACAGUGGAAGGGCAUUGGUUUGGUUUGCUUGGCAGUGGUUUUCAGCAUUUUAAACCCAGAUGUCAUAAACACUGUAAGAGUAGGCAAACCAUAUAACUCACAGUGGUGUCCGUAUAUGUAUGUUACCAGAAUAUAUUUUAACUCAUCAGUUAUUUUGCGUCAUGCUGUUUGGAGGACGAAGUCUUGUUCAGAAGUACUGCACUACUGCAUAGUAAGUAUCCAUUCCAAUGGAGUAGUCAGCUUUCUCAAAGUAAUCGUAGUAGAAUUCAUUCAUGGAAGUGGCAUUGUGCUACUUGUUUUAUUUGACAGGAAUGAUACCUGAUUAAGGUCAGCAGCAGAUAGAAGUCUGUGUGAUGGGUCAUACUCUGUAAUCCAGCAAUUUAAAACCAGCUCACCCGAUCAGGGAACAUGACUGAAAAACAGUGUAGUCCAAAUCUGGAGUGAUAUGACUUCUGUUCAGCCACUUGUACCUAGAUUUUUUUUUUGCUAUGGGUCUA